UCCAGUCACACUCGGCAGAGAGCAAGAAGGGAAGCCGAAGACGAAGCUGCGACUUCAUCAAUUCUGAGCUGAAAAAAAUGCCGUCCGUUUACUUCACUCUCUUCUCCGUUUUACUCAUCGCCACCGUUCCCAACUUUCAGGGAUAUGCCGCGAGUGAUCUUCACAUCAGAUCAUCAUCGCCGUUUUCAGUGGCUCUUGAAACCCUCCAGAAGCAAUUAGGCUAUACCUUCAAGAGCAUUGGCCUUCUGCGUCGUGCCAUGACUCAUGCUUCCUUCUCAGAAGAGAACAACAGAGCUUUGAGCAUUCUGGGUGCCAGUGUCAUCGAAACAGCCGUCUCUUUCCAGUCACUUUCAAAAGACAUUGACAUCUCUUCGAAAGAUCUGAAUAAUAAAAUAGCGGAAAUCUCCAAUGUUGAAUCUUCAUGCACUGGAGAUGCAUUGGGGUUGGGUUUGCAGAAGGUGGUUCGGGUUUCACCCAAGACCAAUUCUUCUGCACCUUCUGUGGUUUGUGGUGCAUUCCGUGCAAUCUUUGGUGCUAUUGCUAUUGAUACUGCAAACUGCGAUGCUGCAGGCAACGUUUUCUGGGCCGUUCAUGGAACUAAGGUUGGGGUUUCUCUGCCAUUCUGAGCCUGUCAGUUAACUUCUAAGCUGCUUGCCCUUUGUUGUUGAUACUGAAAAACGUGUUAAUGACUAAUGUAUGUAAUUUCUAGUUAUUGUAGUUUGAUCGGUUUUGACUAUGUAUAUGAUAAUUUGCACUUGUGCGUAUUUACUAAGUGGCUUCUGUGAUGCUAUUAUUCACCUACGCCAGUGUGUAAAAUGAUUACAUAAACAUGUUUGUCUCAAAUUUUGGGUUGAUGUUAUUGUCCAAUGUCCAUAUCUUUCAUGCGAUGGAUGUGUUUAUAA
Molecule: messenger RNA, 902 nt
Organism: Neltuma alba
Lineage: Eukaryota; Viridiplantae; Streptophyta; Magnoliopsida; Fabales; Fabaceae
Product: protein NUCLEAR FUSION DEFECTIVE 2
Exons: 3
Coding region: 78-626 (182 amino acids)
Biological process (GO): regulation of gene expression; RNA processing
Cellular component (GO): nucleus
Molecular function (GO): ribonuclease III activity; double-stranded RNA binding
Source: RefSeq, a predicted model, not a curated record